This is a messenger RNA of Trichoderma reesei QM6a, 771 nucleotides long. RefSeq lists its product as uncharacterized. The transcript has a single exon. The coding region runs from base 1 to 771 and encodes 256 amino acids. The record is from RefSeq and is a predicted model, not a curated record. NCBI's taxonomy places the organism in Eukaryota, Fungi, Ascomycota, Sordariomycetes, Hypocreales, Hypocreaceae.
AUGCCUGACUGGGCCACAGUCAAAGAUGUCCUUGUACAUCUGAUAGAUCCGUGGGCAUUCAUGUCCAUCUCCUUUGCUCACAUUCCUGCGACUGUUGUUGGCCUCAUCCAUGACAAAAAGUAUCGCACGCUCUUCUCCUUUUCAGGAUUUCGUGAAGCUCUCUUUGGCACCUUCUGGGCGACCGUCGGGCCCAACGUCAAGACCAAUGCCGAGCAGCGAGUUAUUCCCCUUCUCCAGGGCCGCGUCAAGGGCGGUGUUGUCCAUGACGACGUCCUGAGUUCCCCCAUCCAUGGAACUGUCCUCGAGGUCGGCGCCGGAAGUGGCAUGUGGGCAGACGUUUUUGCUCGCUUUCGCGAGAAUGCCGACGACACAGACGCUGCGGACGGUCUCCGUAACAGAAAGUCCACGGGCGGCCACAUCACCAAGAUGUAUGGCGUGGAGCCCAAUCCAAUCUCUGCCAAAGCGCUCCAGCAACGUGUCAAGGACAUUGGUAUAGACGACAUCUACCAGGUCGUGCCCGUCGGUAUCGAGUCUGUCGAUGAUUCUACCGCGUGGGAUGGCAAGAUUGAGCCAGGCAGCAUUGACUGCAUCGUUGGCAUCUUGUGCCUCUGCAGCAUUCCCGAGCCAGAGAAGAACAUCAAGCUCCUGUACAGACUGCUCAAGCCCGGCGGCCAUUGGUACGUCUAUGAGCACGUCAAAGUAUGGCGAGGCGGCCUGUUGCUCGGCCUAUAUCAGCGUAAGUCAAGACUCUCAUGGUCACGGUGUCCAUAG